AUGAUUCCUUUAUUCCAAUCAAUCUUACCCAAUACUACCCCUCAAGGUGGUAACUUACCAUACUGGUUACUUUUCAUAUCGGUAGUAUCAAUCUUUAACUCCCUUCAAACCUAUCAAUCCAAAGAUUUGCAAUUGACAAAAAGAGUUUAUGAAAAUGAAGCUAAUAAAGCUAAUCAUAAAGUUCCUCAAGUUACGGGUUUAAGUGCUAGAACAUUCGGUACCUGGACUUUAAUCACGUCGAUUGUUAGAUUCUAUGGUGCUUAUUAUUUACAAAAUAAGCAAAUUUAUGAAUUGGUCCAAUUUUCAUUCUUAGUCGCUGGUCUUCAUUUUAUAAGUGAAUGGCUCGUUUAUAAAACUUGUAAACUUGGAAAGGGAUUUGCUGGUCCUUUGGUCGUUAGUAGUAUCAGUACCAUCUGGAUGUAUACCCAAAAGGAUUUUUAUGUCAAUUGA
Messenger RNA from Scheffersomyces coipomensis, 450 nucleotides. RefSeq names its product Erg28p (gene ERG28). NCBI's taxonomy places the organism in Eukaryota, Fungi, Ascomycota, Pichiomycetes, Serinales, Debaryomycetaceae. The transcript has a single exon. Gene Ontology annotation, cellular component: membrane; endoplasmic reticulum. The record is from RefSeq and is a predicted model, not a curated record. Gene Ontology annotation, molecular function: protein-macromolecule adaptor activity. The coding region runs from base 1 to 450 and encodes 149 amino acids.